This is a messenger RNA of Haliotis rufescens (red abalone), 2487 nucleotides long. Its product is annotated as sodium-dependent dopamine transporter-like. The transcript has 15 exons. Gene Ontology annotation, biological process: sodium ion transmembrane transport. NCBI's taxonomy places the organism in Eukaryota, Metazoa, Mollusca, Gastropoda, Lepetellida, Haliotidae. Gene Ontology annotation, cellular component: membrane. The record is from RefSeq and is a predicted model, not a curated record. Bases 187 to 1971 code for a protein of 594 amino acids.
UUCGGUUCAACAGAAGUGAGUUGGACUACCUCCACCAGUCCUCGCACUCUUCUUCCUCCUGGUCACCCCCUUCCCUGCUGCAGCCCUCAGCCGCCUUAUAACAACAAGUUAUGGUCUGAUAGUCGCACGUCUCCCUUUGUGAAGAAUGCACUGGAUCAGUUUGUAUUCAACAAGAAGACAAACAACAUGGCACAUGAGAGAUGGCGUCAUCAUCUGGACUAUGUCAUCGUACUGCUUGGCUUUGCAGUUGGAUCCGGGACAUUUAUAAAGUUUCCGUACCUUUGUAUGCGUAAUGGCGGCGGCGCAUUCCUCAUCCCAUUCGUCCUGUUUACAAUUGUGGGUACUAUUCCCUGUGUAUUUCUGGAGAUGGUCAUCGGUCAAUACUCACAAAGUGGGCCUGUCAACGUCUGGAACCUGUGUCCACCGUUUAAAGGUAUUGGUGUGGGAACGGUGAUCAUCAUGUUUCUCUACACGACGUCCUACAGUGUAAUCUUUGCUUGGUUUGCCUACUAUUUCUACAACUCAUUUUCAUCCUCCCUUCCGUGGGGGCACUGUGGCAACACCUGGAAUACAGAAACAUGUAUAUCUCAUACCAUCGAUGACAAUAGAACGUUAACUAAUGUCUCAGAUAUGCUAACCAAUUCAACUGUGGGCACGUAUGGUACAGGCCCCAUUAAUGUUACAUCUGUCGCCGGAAUGACUGCUACCGAAGAGUUUUGGAGAUUACAAGUGCUUCAAGUUACCUCUGGAUUAGAGACAAUUGGUGACCUACGAUGGACAAUGGCCGCUUGCCUCCUCAUCACUUACGUCAUAUUAUUCCUCUGUGUAUUCAAGGGAAUCAGGGUAUCUGGCAAGCUCGUGUACGUCACCGUUGCGGUGCCAUACGUCCUCAUGCUUGUCUUCCUCGUCCGUGGUUGUCUACUUCCUGGAUCCGCAGAUGGAAUUUAUUAUUACAUCUACCCACGGUUUGAGAAACUACUUGAACCGAAAAUAUGGAUUGAGGCAUGCAGCUUCGCCUUAUAUUCUUUGGGUAUUGGAUUCGGAUGUGUCAUCACGCUGUCUGGGCACAGUAGGUUCAGCAAUAACUGUUUCAAAGAUGCUAUCCAGGUAACGCUGAUCGACAUGAUAAGCACGAUCAUAUUUGGAUUUGCUUUCUUCGCGGUUAUUGGGCAUGUUGCCUACAAACGGGGUCUAUCUGUGGAGGACUUUGAAUCAUCAGGAUUCAAUCUGAUAUUCAUUGUCUUCCCACAAAUCCUGACUUACCUCCCUUUGCCUCAGGUGUGGGCGGUUUUCACCUUCCUGAUGCUGAUGACUCUGGAGAUAGAUUCACUGGUUCCCGCAUUUGAAAUCGUCGUGGCUGCAGUAAGAGACCAGUUUCCGGUACAAGCUGAACGCAGGUGGCUUGUCACUGGCGCAAUCGCUGUAGGAAACUUUCUCUUCGCAUUGCUGUAUAUUACGCAGGGUGGAAUAUACGUUUUGACGCUCGUGGACUGGUUUACGUACUUCCCAUCCGUUGCAAUUUUUGUCAUUCUGGAAUGCCUUGUUGUUGGUUGGUGUUAUGGCGCAAGAAGGCUUCAAGAGGACAUCAAUUCCAUGUGGGGAAAGUCUGUUCCCCGCGUGAUGAUAAUCUCUAUCAAGUACAUCUGCCCUCUGCUUCUACUGAUUAUCUUCUGCCAUUCCCUGUAUUCAUACCGGCCUCCUAAGUAUGGUGACUAUGACUACCCUCCCUGGGCUACGGUAGUUGGCUGGAUGGUAUCUCUUUGCUCUCUGGUUCCGCUUCCUAUCGUUUUCGGCGUAACUGUCUUCAGAUCAAGUGGAAACACUCUAAAAAUGAAACUAAAACAUGCCCUGGUUCCGGAUCCGUCUUGGAUACGUAGGACGUCAAGUGACAGUACAACAGAUGAAGUCCUUCAGCCAAUGGCCCUUGAACAAGAGAGAUAUCUUCCAUCAGAACGGACAUCGAGUGUGUGAGUCGGGAUUAACGCCGCUUUAAACAAUAUUUCACUUAUAUCACGGCGUGCCAGCUUCAUGAGGGAUAUUUGAUGAUUAAUAUUUACAAUCUCAAAAGAGAACCGAGUUCAAUAUUGUUAACACAUUUGAUUUUUCACUUUUGUACACACGAGAGUCAACUAUAGUGAACCGCAAAAGAAACGUCACCAUGGAUAGAUAUAUGAGAAACCUUUUUCGUCCAAACACUGUAAACAUACUUUGAGACAUAUUAAAAAGAUGAAACUUGGCAAAACUGAUUAUCAUAGUUGCAAUUAAAGUGUCAAAUGUUCUUAAAGUGAAAAACAACACUAGUCUCUGAGAAAAUGGCAUCACAAGUCAAAAUCUCGUUUGUCCGCCAUGUGCUUGGAUGACUGCUGUGCAACGUCGAUACAUGGAAUGGAUGAGGCGGUUGAUGAAGGCCAAAGGCACUUGGGUCCACACUCUGAGGAACGCCUGACACAUUUCAGCUGCAGUUGUCGGCCUUGGUCGGACGUCAUU